Molecule: messenger RNA, 1854 nt
Organism: Tetrahymena thermophila SB210
Lineage: Eukaryota; Ciliophora; Oligohymenophorea; Hymenostomatida; Tetrahymenidae
Exons: 1
Source: RefSeq, a predicted model, not a curated record
UUUUAUGGUACAUAAUAAGUCACUAAAGUAAUUCAUAAAAUUUUUAGAAAACUGCAAUUAAAAAGAGCAUUAAGAUAAACAUAAUUUUUGGGUAUAUAAUCUAACACAUACUAUACCACUUUUGGCUCAAAUAAACAAAAAUACUAUCUAAAAAUUUCUGUACUGAAACGUUUAAAUAACAAAUUUCGUAUCUACUUAACAAUAUACCAAGCAAUAAAUACAUACUUUCCAUGCUAAUGAGUUCUUAAAGUUAGGUUUAAUCAAAUUUUGUUUCAUUUAUAGAUUAUAAUUGGAGUCCUACUUCAAAACAAUAGAGCUAUAUAUCUAUAUCUAAUGCAAGCUUUGAAACAGAGUAGGAAGAAACAAUAAAAGAGAUUGAAGCAGAAUGUGAUACUUCCAUCCAGAAUAAACUUUCGCUGAUCCCUUCCUACAGCAACACUACAUAUAAAAAAACUAAAACUUAUAUACAAUAAGAUAGUAAAGAAACAAAGUGCAUUUCCUCCAAAAAUAUAAAUAUUAGCUCUAACAAUAAAAGAAAAUAAUCUAAACAAAAUUAAAAUAUAUAAUAGUCUGUACUUGGCUGGAAAGAACUUCCUCUGACAAUACCACAUUACUUAGAAGAAAGCUUUAACAAAAAAUAUAUGUUAUAUGGAGAUUUUUUCUUUGAUUAUACCAAUGAAGCUCUGGAUUUGGAUGAAUAAAGAUUUUUAUCUAAUAAUAGAUAUAAACCAAAUAUGAGUGUCUAAUAAAAUUUAAAAUAUGACUGCGUUUAUUUAAACAUAGGUACUUUUAAAUUUAAUUUAGGUCUUCCUAAAUAUUCAGAUCAAUUAGUCCAUAUUCUUAACUCCAAGUAAGACUAAUUUUCACAUAGUCUAGCAGAAUUACUUGUUUAAUAUAAAUACAAGGCUGAUCAAAUACAACAAUUAUUACAAAAAUUGUAUUUAUAAAGCUAAGAAAAUCCAAAUUUUUAUAUUGAGCGUGAAAAAUAUUUUGAAAAAUUUUGUGAGGAAGAAAUUGAUAAUCUCGAGAGCUAGAAUAAGAUAUACUUUUUGGCAAAGAGGAAAUUAAAUUAUAUGACUGGAAACUUAGAAUACUACUAAUAUGUAGUAAGUAAAGCAGUGAUAUGCUUACUGGGUAUGGAUGUUCCCAAUUUCGUUUCAAUGACAAUGAGAUAAGGCAGAGCUAAUGUAUUUGACUCUUUUUCAAACUUAUUUUUAAUGUAUAGCUAAUUUUAAUACUGCAUACAUGGAAGAGCGAACCAUUUUAGUGAUUAAAUAAACUUAGUAACAGUAGAUGGUUCAUUACUACCUGUAAAAAUCAGUUUUAAAAUAAUUAAUUUCUAAGAAAAAUAUCCUGAACAAUACAGAAAUGUAGAAGGAUAUGACCUAUUGAAUGUAUUGGGGGUGAUCGAAAUAGAUGUAGACCCUGCUAGAAUUUAACAGAUUUUAUAUAUGAGGGAACAAUAAAAAUCUAAAAUUGAAAAUAACAUAACCAAUUUAGUUUAAAACCCGUGUUAUAACGAAGAAAGUCACAAAUUCCUCUUAAAAUAUUACUUAUACAAUUACUCUAAUCAAAUUACCUAUAAACAAUUCCUAAAAAAAAGAAAUAAAUGAUCUUAAAAAAUACUUAAUUAAUUAGCUUUUAAUGAUUAAAUUUCUUCUUAUUAUAUUAAAGAAUCUAAGUUGAUAUAUAUUACCAAUUAAUCAUAUAUACAAAUAAACAAACAAACAUUAUAAUAACUAUUUAUAAAAUUUAGAUAAAAAAUUUAUUCAAAUUAUAUUUUUACCCAGUUUAAUUGAUCGAAUUCUUCUUUUCUAUGUUUCUUUAUUUCUUCGCAUGUCUUUUUUUUGAGAU